Messenger RNA from Rhizoctonia solani, 1035 nucleotides. Its product is annotated as PfkB family carbohydrate kinase. Lineage: Eukaryota; Fungi; Basidiomycota; Agaricomycetes; Cantharellales; Ceratobasidiaceae. Gene Ontology annotation, cellular component: cytosol; nucleus. Gene Ontology annotation, molecular function: adenosine kinase activity. The transcript is spliced from 7 exons. Gene Ontology annotation, biological process: purine ribonucleoside salvage. The record is from RefSeq and is a predicted model, not a curated record. Bases 1 to 1035 code for a protein of 344 amino acids.
AUGGCACAAACUUACACCAUUUUCUGCAUGGGUAACCCCUUGCUGGACAUGCAAGUCAGCAAGGGCGAAGCCAUGCUCGAGAAGUAUAAGCUCAAGGCCAAUGAUGCAAUUUUGGCUGGAGAGGAGCAUAUGUCUAUCUACGAAGAAAUCAAAGAGAAGUAUGAGAUCACCUAUGUUGCCGGUGGAGCUGCCCAAAACGCUGCACGAGCAGCUGCCUACGUUCUCCCACCCAACUCGGUAGUGUACGCGGGAUGCGUCGGCUCGGAUGACCUCGCAGAACAACUCCGGGCUGCAAACUCCAAAGAAGGUGUUGCGUCCGCGUAUCAAGUCAAGCAGGGCGAAAAGACCGGGGCCUGCGCCGUCAUCCUUACUGGCCAUCAUCGCUCGUUGGUGACUACCCUCCGAGCGGCCGAGAUGUUUGACAAGAGCCACUUGUCGAGCCCAGAGGUCGCCCCAUUGGUUGAUGGUGCCCAAUUCUACUAUGUUGGUGGAUUCUUUUUGACGCAUGGUGUCGAGAGCGCAUUGGAAGUUGCCAAGAAGGCUGCUGCGGCCGGAAAGACAUUCGCGCUUAACCUCUCUGCGCCUUUUAUCUGUCAAUUCUUCGGAGUCCAACUUGGUCAAGUUCUUCCUUAUGUUGACAUCCUGAUCGGAAACGAGGACGAGGCUACAGUGUGGGCUACCGCCAACGGUCUUGCAUCUGAUACAUCCUUGAAAGAUAUCGCCAAGACCCUGGCCAAUUUGCCCAAGCACAAUCCAUCCCGCCAACGCACCGUUGUUAUCACCGGUGGACCAAACCCGACUAUUGUCGCCAAGUCGGGUCAGGGUGAGGAGCCCAAGUCUUACCCCACAUAUCGACUAGCUGAUGAUGAGGUCGUCGAUACCAAUGGCGCUGGAGACAUGUUUGCGGGAGGAUUCCUCGGCGCGAUCGCCGCCGGCAAGUCGAUUGACGAGGCUGUCGAGGUUGGUCACAAAUGGGCGUCAUGUGUGUUAAGACCGUUGGAUGGCGUAGAUUGGACCACAACUCCAGUUCCCUAA